AGUAUGGUUUUGAGAAGCAACCACGGUCCCAUACCAGGCGUUUUCAAAGACGAAUUAGAACAUUUGCGCAAGGAUCAUGUUCCACGCUACCUAUUUCGUGCAUGGAGUACCAGAAAUGGAGGCGGACCUGACGUCUCCGUAAACUCGUUGAAAGAGAUUGUACCUCCUGCGUUUGUACGCCACGAAGGGCACAAAUUCUACGACAUGGAUGAAAACCAUAUCAAAAUCAUUACCGAGGCGCACUAUCAUGGAUGGUCUUCUCCAUUCACUGAGUUCAGCUCCUGGUCCCACUCACUUGCUCUCGUGAUAGGAUUCUACAAACACCGAAAAGACACCCACAUUGCUGUCAUGGAUACUCAGCAGCUUGAUGAUGAUGUGAAGGUCUGGCAUUGCCCUCAUCUAGGCAAAAGGUUUAAUAAUUAUGAGUUUUUAGUACAUGGUCCCAUCCGGGGACGUGGCUACAAAGCUGUGCCGCUCGAGAAGCUCCUCCAAGCAGGACUAGAAAUAGAUCUAGAAAUCGUGGGUAACGUUGCAUCCCUUUUCGAACAUCUUCGUGUGCCAGUAGCCGCAGCAUUACUCACUAUUCUACCACGG
Molecule: messenger RNA, 594 nt
Organism: Trematosphaeria pertusa
Lineage: Eukaryota; Fungi; Ascomycota; Dothideomycetes; Pleosporales; Trematosphaeriaceae
Exons: 2
Source: RefSeq, a predicted model, not a curated record